Molecule: messenger RNA, 4950 nt
Organism: Eremothecium gossypii ATCC 10895
Lineage: Eukaryota; Fungi; Ascomycota; Saccharomycetes; Saccharomycetales; Saccharomycetaceae
Gene: CHC1
Product: clathrin heavy chain
Exons: 1
Coding region: 1-4950 (1649 amino acids)
Biological process (GO): Golgi to endosome transport; intracellular protein transport; receptor-mediated endocytosis
Cellular component (GO): clathrin coat of trans-Golgi network vesicle; clathrin coat of coated pit; clathrin complex
Molecular function (GO): clathrin light chain binding; structural molecule activity
Source: RefSeq, marked provisional
AUGGACGACAUCCCAAUUGAGUUUACCGAGCUGGUGGACUUGACCGCGGUGGGGAUCGCGCCGCAGUCGCUGGACUUCAGGUCCACGACGUUCGAGAGCGACCACUACGUGACGGUGCGCGAGACACGCGAUGGGACGAACUCGGUGGCGAUCGUGGAGCUGCUGAACGGGAACCACGUGACGCGCAAGAACAUGGGCGGCGACUCGGCCAUCAUGCAUCCGCGGCAGAAGGUGAUCUCCGUGCGCGCCAACGGGACCAUCGUGCAGAUCUUCAACCUGGAGACAAAGCAGAAGCUGAAGUCGUUCCAGCUUGAUGAGCCGGUGAUCUUCUGGAGCUGGCUGAAUGACGAGGUGCUGGGGUUCGUGACGGCGAACUCCCUGCUCACGUGCCGGGCGUUUGACGGCGAGGUGGCGCAGCCGCCGGCGCGGCUGACGGCGCGCAACGCGAACCUCAAGAACACUCAGGUGAUUAACUUUGUGGCGAACCGUGCGCUGGACUGGUUUGCGGUGGUGGGCAUCACGCAGGAGAACGGGCGCAUUGCGGGCAAAAUCCAGCUAUUUUCUAAGGCGCGCAACAUCUCGCAGGCGAUCGACGGGCACGUCGCGACGUUCGCGUCGCUGAUGCUGGACGGCAACCCGCAGCCGGUCCAGGUGUUCGUGACCGGUAACCGCAAUGCGACGACAGGCGUGGGCGAGCUCCGCAUCAUCGAAAUUGAUCACGCGGCAGCGUGUCCCGUGCAGUACCAGAAGAAGACUGUGGACAUUUUCUUUCCUCCGGACGCCACCAACGACUUCCCGCUGGCAGUGCAGGUCUCCGAAAAUUAUGGCGUGAUCUACAUCCUAACUAAAUACGGGUUCAUUCACCUUUACGAGCUUGAGACGGGCUCGAAUCUAUUUGUGAACCGCAUUACGGCCGAGUCGGUCUUCACUGCGACUCAUUACAAUGAUCGCAACGGCAUUGCCUGCAUCAACAAGAAGGGUCAGGUGUUAGCGGUUGAAAUUGAUAAAGCCCACAUUGUUCCGUAUGUUCUAAAUCAGUUGUCCAAUGUCUCCCUUGCCCUGACAAUUGCCUCGCGUGGUAAUUUGCCGGGUGCAGAUGACUUAUUCCACAAGCAAUUUAGUAGUCUGCUGGAAAAGGGCGACUACCAAGCCGCAGCGAAGGUGGCCGCAUCGUCGGAGCAGCUGCGCACACAGGCAACGAUUAACAAGUUGAAAAACAUUCAGGCCCCUCCAGGCGCAGUGUCACCUAUUUUGUUAUACUUUUCAACUCUUCUUGAUAAGGGAAAACUUAACAAGCACGAAACUAUUGAGCUUGCCAAGCCUGUCUUGCAGCAAGAUAGAAAGCCUCUAUUUGAGAAAUGGUUGAAGGAAGAUAAAUUGGAAUGUUCGGAGGAGCUGGGUGAUGUAGUUCAUCCUUUCGAUACCACCUUAGCCCUCGCUUGUUAUGUGAGAUCUGGAUCUCACCAGAAAGUUAUUUCAUGUCUAGCAGAGUUGCAGCAAUUCGAUAAGAUCCUCCCAUAUGCAGAGAAGGUUGGGUUUCAGCCUAACUUUGUCGUGUUGAUAUCGAAUCUACUACGGACUUCUCCAGACAAGGCAUCGGAGUUUGCAAUCAGUCUAUUGCAAUCACCACAAAGCGCCGACAAACUAGAAGUAGAGAAGGUUGCUGAUAUGUUCUUUUCGCAAAACCACAUACAACAGGGUACCUCCUUCCUUUUGGAUGCUCUAAAGGGUGACAGUCCUGAUCAGGGCCAUCUUCAGACUCGUGUUCUCGAAAUAAACUUGAAACACGCACCGCAGGUGGCAGAUGCAAUUUUGGGCAACAACCUGUUUAGCCACUUUGACAGGCCACUCAUCGCCACUCUGUGUGAAAAGGCUGGUUUGUACCAAAGGGCUUUAGAACACUAUACUGACAUUAAGGAUAUUAAGAGGUGCAUUACACACACCUCUGUCCUUCCAGUAGACUGGUUGGUGUCUUACUUUGGGAAGCUAAACAUCCAGCAGUCUUUGGCUUGUCUAAGGGCGCUGAUGGAUGCUGAUUUGUCAGGCAAUAUGUCUAUUGUAACACAGGUUGCAACCAAGUUUUCUGAUCUCAUUGGUAGUGAUGUUUUGGUUAAGUUAUUCGAGGAGUACAAGGCUACCGAGGGCCUUUACUAUUAUUUGUCUUCGAUUGUUAACUACACUGAUGACAAAGAUUUGGUAUUUAAGUACAUUAAGGCAGCCGUGAGAACAGGCCAAUUCCAAGAAGUCCAAAGAAUUGUUAGAGACUCUAACACGUAUGACCCAGAGAAGGUAAAGAACUUCUUGAAGGAUGCUGAUAUUCCUGAUCAAUUGCCGUUGGUUAUCGUGUGUGAUAAGUUCAACUUCGUUCACGACUUGGUCCUAUACCUAUACAAGACCAAAAACACCAAGUUUAUUGAAGUUUAUAUCCAACAAGUGAAUCCUGCAAAAACUCCUCAGGUUGUGGCUGCUUUGCUUGAUGUUAACUGUGAUGAACGGGUCAUCCAAGAUCUGCUACAAAGUGUUGCAGGUCAAUACCCAGUUGGUGAAUUGACCGAAGAAGUUGAAAAACGUAAUAGGUUAAAGAUCCUAUUGCCAAUACUAGAGCAGACAUUGCAAAGUGGGACCCAAGACCAAGCUGUCUACAAUGCGUUGGCGAAGAUUUACAUCGACUCGAAUAAUUCUCCAGAGAAGUUUUUGAAGGAGAACAACCAGUAUGAUACCUUGAACGUUGGGCGUUACUGUGAAAAGCGUGAUCCAUACCUGGCAUACAUGGCGUAUGAUAAGGGUGAUAAUGAUGAGGAUUUGGUAAGAAUAACCAAUGAGAAUACUAUGUACAAGUACCAAGCCAGGUAUUUGUUAAAACGUUCUGACUUGGACUUAUGGGCGGCCGUGUUAGACGAAGAUAAUAUUCACAGGCGUCAACUAAUCGAGGCAGUGAUUGGCGUUGGCAUCCCAGAACUGACAGACCCAGAACCCGUUUCGAUCACCGUGCAAGCGUUCAUGUCGGCUGGUUUGAAGCUUGAACUAAUUGAACUCCUUGAGAAGAUUAUUUUGGAACCCUCGCCUUUUACCGAGAACCAAGCUUUGCAAGGUCUAUUGAUGCUUUCUUCGAUUAGAUAUGAUUCCUCUAAAGUAUUGGGCUUAAUUGAAAAACUUGACCAUUUUGAUGCUGAUGAGAUUGCACCAUUGUGCUUGGAAUCAGGUUUGAAUGAAGAAGCAUUUGCGAUAUACGAUAAGAAUGAGAUGCAUGACAAAGCCUUGCAAGUUUUAGUGGAAAAUAUGAUGUCUCUAGAGAGGGCUGAAACCUAUGUGGAAAAGGUUGACAAGCCCGUUCUAUGGUCGCAAUUGGGGUCUGCUCAGUUGAAUAGUUCCCAGAUUAGCGCCGCAAUUGACUCUUAUAUCAAAGCGCAAGAUCCAUCGAACUAUGAGAAUGUCAUUAAUACGACCCUGGAAUUUGAGAAGUAUGAGGAGUUAAUCCCAUAUUUGACAAUGGCGAGACAAUCCUUGAAAGAACCAAAAAUUGAUGGGGCACUUAUCCUAGCAUACGCAAAACUUGAAAAACUAAACGAAAUUGAGAAUUUGCUCAAUUCCAAUAAUGUUGCAGAUCUGGAGGACGUUGGUGACCAGCUAUCUGAGCAGAAAAACUACAAGGCAGCCAAGUUGUGCUAUGCAUCGAUUUCUAACUAUUCGAAGUUAGCAACAACCUUGGUUCACCUCAAAGAUUAUCAAGCCGCAGUUGACACCGCUCGUAAGGCUUCUAACAUCAGAGUUUGGGGGCAGGUCAACAACGCAUGUGUUGACAACAAAGAGUUCAGACUGGCACAAAUUUGUGGGCUGAACUUGAUUGUACAUGCUGAAGAGUUGAAGGAACUUGUAGACAAGUACGAAAGUAAUGGAUACUUUGAGGAACUUAUCUCUUUAUUCGAGGCCGGAUUAGGUUUGGAAAGAGCACAUAUGGGCAUGUUCACCGAACUGGCAAUCUUGUACACAAAAUACGAACCGGCCAAGACCUUUGAACACUUGAAACUCUUCUGGUCGCGGAUCAACAUUCCAAAAGUGAUCGCGGCUACUGAACAAGCCCACUUAUGGCCAGAACUAAUAUUUUUGUACGCGCAUUAUGACGAAUGGGACAACGCUGCGUUAACAGUGAUCGAGAAAUCAGCCGAUUCAUUCGACCACUCGUACUUCAAGGAGAUUGUCGUUAAGGUUUCUAACUUGGAAAUCUAUUACAAGGCGAUUAACUUUUAUGUCAAGGAACACCCAUCGUUGUUGAUUGAUCUGUUGGCAGUUUUAACGCCAAGGCUCGAUAUUCCUAGAACAAUUAAGAUCUUUGCGAAGUCUGACAACUUGCCUUUGAUUAAGCCAUUUUUAAUUAAUGUUCUACCGAAGAACAACAGUGUCGUUAACCAAGCUUAUCAUGAGUUGAUGAUUGAAGAGGAAGACUACAAGGCUCUCCAAAGUGCUACUCAAUCUUAUGACAAGUUCGACCAGUUAGCUCUUGCAGCACGCCUGGAAAAACAUGAAUUGAUUUUCUUCAAAAAAAUAGCGGCACAGCUGUACCGUAGGAACAAGAAAUGGUCAAAGAGUUUAUCAAUUUUAACAGAAAACAAGCUCUGGAAAGACGCUAUCGAAACAGUGGUCAUUUCCCAGGAUUCUCACGUUGCAGAAGAUCUUUUGAAUUACUUCUUGGAGUCGGACAACAAAGAGGCUUUUGUCGCCCUGUUAUACUCUGCCUACAAUUUGAUUAGAUACGACUACGUCUUGGAAGCCGCAUGGCUCAAAGGUUGGGAAACUCUGAUCAAGCCAUAUGAGAUAUCUAUCAAAAAGGAACAAUUUGACAAGAUACAGAAGUUGUCAGACACGCUAGCUACGAUGGACCUUUCUGAGAAGGGUGCUAAAGAAGGUCAGCCACUUCUACUCACCAAUGGUGCGGCGGGUUUCAACUUUUAA